Molecule: messenger RNA, 6421 nt
Organism: Haliotis rubra (blacklip abalone)
Lineage: Eukaryota; Metazoa; Mollusca; Gastropoda; Lepetellida; Haliotidae
Product: wiskott-Aldrich syndrome protein family member 3-like
Biological process (GO): positive regulation of Arp2/3 complex-mediated actin nucleation; actin cytoskeleton organization
Cellular component (GO): SCAR complex; cytoskeleton
Molecular function (GO): protein kinase A regulatory subunit binding; Arp2/3 complex binding; actin binding
Source: RefSeq, a predicted model, not a curated record
GAGAUGUCGCCAUUUUGACACUUCCUAUAUCGAAUAUGAUGCGAUUAUCGAGCAUUAUUUACAAGCCGUGUGAAAGCAAUGUGACUUGUAAAUACUAAACACAAAGACUACACCUAUCACAAUGCCGUUGACCAAGCGGCGUAUCGAGCCGGUCAGCGUGAGCCGUGUGAAGGUGGACAAGACUGUCCGCAAUGAGCUGGAGUGUGUCACCAACAACACCCUUGCCAACAUUAUACGUGAACUCAGCAGCCUCAGCAGGCAUGCAGAAGACAUGUUCACUGAGCUUUCCCACGAAGCAACAGUUGUGUUUGGGCGCUCUGUUCAGCUGCAGAAACGCAUCGAUCACCUGAGGGACAAAGUCACACAGCUCAAUGCAACCGUGGAGGAAGUGUCCCUGACUGACAUCCACACCCGCAAGCCAUUCAAGAGUACAAUAGUGAAGGAGCAGCAAGUGAUAUCACGGCUCACCAUCCCCAUGGCCCUGAUGGACAACUACAACCAAUGUGAAUCUCCACCAGCACUCGAUAAGCUCAAUGAGUUCAGGGAGGAUGGUAAGGACUGCAUGAAGUUCUACACAGACUCAACCUACUUUGUGGAGCUGUGGGUGCGGGAGAUGGAGAAAGAGAUGGAGGAGAAGAAAUCUGAACUGAACAAGAAGAGGGACAAAAAGAAGAGACCCAAACAGGCUGAUAAGAGGAAGCCUCGACCGAUUGCUGAUCAAAAGGCAAAAUGGAAUACCAUGAAGUAUGGUGAAGAGUUUAAGGAGGAACAUGUACCAGACACUAUCAAACGGGUAUCAGAGCACCCCGAGGGACGCCGAUUGGUGCACCAGAACAGCACCGGCUCCAGCCACUCACCGCACAGCCGCCCUGGCACACUGCCUGUGGACCAUGCCAGCCCUGGACACCAUGGUCACCCACAUCAUGGACAUCCUCCGAACCAAGACCCCAGGAUACACAAUCAUGCUUCCAAUGUUGCUAAUGGACCAUACCAGGCUGAUCAGCAGCGAAAUGAAGAUCAGGCACAAACCUAUGUUCGUGGCUCUGGUAUGCCUCAAAACCAACAGUUCCAGUACAAGCAGUAUGAGAUGUCACCUGGUCGGUCUUCCACAGCUAUGCUUGGAAGUCCACACUCUCGCCCAUCUCAGCCUCCCCCAGCCCCACCCCCACCAAUGGACCAGCAAAGCCCAUCGGACAGAAACAGUUUGCCUCCUCCUCCCCCACCACCUCCCCUUGAUCCAGCAGCAAGCCAAACUGCAACACCGCCAAUGCAGCGUCAGCCAAUUAUGUACAAUCACCUGGAUGGCUCUCCAGGGAGAGGCCGUGGCUCACAGCGCAACUCACCAGCAAGGCAACCUUCACUGUCAUCUGCCACAUCGAGUCCACACAGAGCAACACCGGAAGGGGUAGAACCACCACCUCCACCUCUCUCCCCACCCAUUAGUCAAACACCGGAUACCCCCCCUAGCCACGAUUCAAUGCCACCUCCACCCUCUCCCCGCCCCACUUAAUACUCUCAAACCCCAUCCCCACCUCCCCUCCACCCCCACCCCAUUGAUGACCACUUCUCAGGGCCCGCCCCUCCCCUCCCCCCCCCAGCAGUGAUGAAUGGGUCACUACGGAGAGAUCAGCUUGAUGUGGCUUCUGUAUCCUCUACUGGAAGCACAGUGACCAAUGUAUCCAACUCAGAGCCGCAGAAGCCCACUGUGGGUCAAGAACGCAGUGAUUUGCUUGCAGAAAUUAGACUAGGAGAUUGGUACAAGAAGUUGCGGCGUGUCGAGAAGCGCAGGGAGAAGCAAAAGAAGGUGGUACCAGCCGGCAGAUUCGAUGUUCAAGCUCUCAUGGACAGGGCUGUGGAAAUGCGGCGCAAAGUGAUAGAAGACAGUGAUAGCAGUGAUGGUGAUAGCGGCUCCGAUGAUGAUGACUGGGACACAGAUUGAGGACAAACAUAGUCCUAGACAACAUGAACUUGGCUGGCUAUUGUAAGCUUGUUCUUAUAUAGCCUUCGUCUACACGGAAACAUGUGUCCAGAUUUGAAGGCUAAUAUGCAGAUAUGUUCAUGUGGAAAACAUGUAAAGCGUGAUGUAUUAAUUUACCCAGGAUUGCAUGCUGAUAGUGUAUUCACAAUUUAGUUGCUAGCAGACAAAAGAAAGUAGGAAAUGGGUUUUAAGAUAAUAACUAGAGAUUUAUGUUUCAAAUGAAUUUGAUUAAUGUAAUGUGUUUAAUAUUAUUAGCCUGAUGGUAUGUUGCAAUGAAUGACAGGGUGACCAUGAUAACAUGGAGCUCUACUCCUCUACUUGAGGGAAUGACAGUGGUCAGCAACACCCAUGUAAUACUGUUGGCAUGCCAGUUCAGUUGCAACGAGAAUCAAGAAAUCUUCAGAAUCUUCCAUUUUUUAGCUGUCAGGGAAUGAAAGUCAUCACUGCAAGUUACCCUGAAUAAUCAUGACACAUGCCGAAUGUAUGAUCAGACGCUUACUUGAUGCAAGGGAAAGAACUGCUUCAAUGUAGAUAUUACAUUUCCUGCUAGUACGCAGCUACUUUUCUAAUGUAUCUAAACAACAGCUGUAAGUCUAUAGCGCGGACUCUAUACACUGUGUAAACAGGCUUGUCAGCCCCGUGCAGGAGUGUAGAGUGCACUCAAUUGUACAGUGUAUUGUUGAUGUAUCAUAUGUUCCAUGUCUACAGGUGUGGCGUACUUAGUGUUGCGUGUAUCAUAGUGCUCACAGCCAAGGGAGGCUGACCCCUGGGUGGGAUGACCUGUACAUACAUCAGUAGUGACAGCAUAGUCCACACACAGUGUCCUUCCUCUACCACUGGAGGACAACAACAGCACUCAUCAUAAUAUUCUGUACAAACCAGUGUGUAAGAUAACAGUGUUAAUAUUACCGGUCUGUCAUCGUUGUGUCACAAUGUCUUUCUGCUCUGUUUUGUGUUAUAUUUAUGAGCUCUGUAAGUGCUAUGACUUAUCAUCAGACAGACUCUAAUCUGUGUUCAACAGGUCAGGUUUCCAGCUGUUUUUCUUUGGAAAAUUAUUCUACUGAUAAAACAAAAACUUGUGCUCUUCCAGGUAAUUAUGGUGAAAAUUUAGGUAUUGAAUUUCUUUUUUUGACACUGAAAUAUUUGUUGACAGAGGUAUUUGAAUUUGGUCAUUUAUAAAGAAUGUUGUGAAGGUGACAGUGUUGACAGAAUAGGUUCAUAUGAGCCUUUAUGUCUGUGCUAACAUUUGUCUUUCUCAAUGUUCAAGUGGUACUUGAUAAUUCACAGUAUGAUCUGAUAAUAUGUGAAAACUGACCUUGUUGAUGUUUCUUGUGAUACUUUCUUUAUUCACUUUCUUGCUGUACAUUUGUCAUGGUAGUAGUCAAGAUGAUAUUUUAGUGAGAUUGCUGGGGACAGCUGCUUGUUGGGAGAGUUGUGUGUGAAUUUUCUGUUGUCAACUUACUAAAAGUCUUUAUCAGUAUUGAUAACCUGCUGUUUACAUCAAUGCUGGAACUUGAAAACUUUGAUUUAGUGAAAGGAAAUGUGUGCUGCAAAUAGCAGUCAACAAAGCCAGCAGGAAACAACCACCUCCUCCAUUACUGAAUCAAAAUGCAUUGACUGGAGCAGGUGUUAAUGUGAUGUUUGUGAUUGAUGGAAGAGUCUCUCUCUCUCUCUCUCUCUCCUCUUUCCCCCCCCCCGAAUCAAACCUACCGGUAAAUGUGUACUAUUUUUUAAAGGACGUUUGAAAGACAGUUGAAUGGUAUAUUGGACUGAUAUACUAAUUGUUAACUAUUUGUGCAUUCGAUUCAUACAGGGGUAGCUGAUGUAUUAGGCUCUUUAAUAGUAAUGUUUUUUUGUUUUGUUUUGUUUUUUUAAAAUUCAAAACCAUCCUGUAGAGGAUAAGUGUAACCAUUUCUAGGACAGCAGUUUAUCAAUCUGUCUUGGCAUUAUGUAAAUUAGAAUCGUUUCCCCCCACUGUUAACGGUGUGCAAUAAUCAAUGAAUUCUUUCCCUGUAUCAUAAAUCAUUGACCAUUCACAGAUUUCACAUAGAUUAGAUUUUAUUUUGUUCCUUUUGUGAAACUGUGAAAUUGUAGCAUAUAUAAAUUUUCUAUGUACAUUGUAUAGCUGUACUAAGGUUAUUGGUAAGUGCUAGUCAUAUUAUGGAAGAUAAGCCUACAGAUGCGUAUUAUGCCAAGAGAUGCUCCACAAUAUAUACUCUACAAUAUAUACUCAUAUUAACUAGAGUCCUGUUUUGCCAGCAGAUAGUUGGGACCAUGUACUGAUUCUGCUCCGUAAGGCACAAUGUAGUCUAUUGCUGCGGUAGGAUAUCAGAUUGGAGACCAGCAUUUCUUCAUCUUCAUUCAGUGUUUCAUAUGUAAAGGGAACAACAGUAGAAGUCAGCAUUUGAACUACAGAGCCAGCUGCAGGCGUCAGAUAGGGGAAUCAUCAAGAACUACUCAACGUUUUUUCUUAAGGUAUUGAUCGCUCUCCAGUACUGUCAGGUUAGCACACAUUGAAAUACAUACUUGCAUUUUCUUUUUUGCAGAGAAUAGAGAUGAUGAGAUGGGAUAAAUGUUUACCUUUGUUCAGUUCAAGUACAGGAUAUGCCCUUUUGAAACCAGUGUCAGGACAGAAAACACCUUCAUGAUAAUUAGUCUGGAAAUAUGCAUAAAAAUGCACGUUUUGCCAUGUUUACUGAUACUGAAAAAGCUGCUGUUGAUAUUAACCUAGAACAUGUGAUGGAAAUAAUGCAUCGUGAGCUCACUAACACCUGUAGUCUUCCAAGCACCAAGUGGUGGUGCUGUAGUUCAAGCGUUAUAUGCCGUGGGGGACAUAUAAGGGCAGUCACUUUUGUCAUCCAUCUUCCUAGUGUCCUGGCGGUAGGUUGCCUUUGCUUUCUUGGGUGAAUUUUCCAUUAGUGAUUUAUUUCAGCAACAGUUUUCGCAAGUCCAAACCGGUUAAAGUUGUAUUACAGUUUGGUAGCUGGUCAGAUCUGUUCCAUCAGCAAACUUGCCUUUUAGCAUGUUUUACCGGUAUGUGAAUACUGUAUACUUUGCUAAUACUAUUGCCAAUAGGGUCAUUUUAUGUUAUGCUGACAACAAUUAUUAUUUUUCCAUGCAUGUUUUUAUAGCAGUUUUAAACAAUCCUAUAAUAUAAAUGAAGUAAUAGUGUGACACAGAAUUCAGGAGAUCAUUAUUAAAGUUAUGAUCCAUCAAGUCCUGAUAUAUACCAAACAUCUUCGCACCAACCAACACUGAUUUUCUCUCCCAUGUCUGAACAUGACAACCAGAAUGUGUUGAUCGAAAUCUUUUACUUUUGCUGCAUUAUUGGGGAAAAAACUUGUUAUGAUAUGAAUCAUAUAAUUAAACUUUACACCUAUUUGUUUUUCUGUUAUUUUAUCCUUGAGUUUUGUUCUCUUGCACAUUGUUUGUCUUCUACUGAAUAAUGACAGCGUAUUUGCCCAGUGUAUGCUAUAGUUUCUGUGCCAACCUAGUUUCAAAAGGACAGUGCAUGGAGCACACAUAUAUAUCAGGGAUGUUAUUGGUAACAGAAUAAAUCUCUUGAUGGCUUUCAUAAGGACUGUUUUAAAGAAGUCCUCACAGGAUUUACAGCCUGUGGAUCUAUUUUUCGGGCUACCUGUUCAUAAGAUGAAGCCAGCUAAACCAACUAAUGUAUAAACCAGGGAUAUUUUUCUGAUUGCAUGCGACGACACUUACCUUCAUUGUUGUCAGAGGUGAGUCUUUGUAAUGGGCACUUACGGUGUUUUCUGUGUCCAAAUUGAAGGACGCUUACUUCUGAAUCUAUGCAUUGAGGACAAUGAAGUUGGUGUGAUUGACAUGGGCAAGUUGGUAGGCCAGAGGUGGCAAAACAAUUGAGCUAUUCCAAGGAGAGCUGAUACAUCUAUUCCAGCAGUGUUGAUGUUGAAUGUUUUACAUGGGUUGUACAACUAUAUUUGAUAUUGUGUGUGGCAAGUAGGUAAUGUGCUUCUGUUGAUUUGUUAUGUUUUCAGUAGGAAUAGUCCAACUUUAUACAUACCCACAGCCUGGACUUGCGAGGUUUCCUGAACAUGUCCAAACCUUAUUUCCAUAAUUAGUACAAAAUAGCAUCUGCCUAGCCCAAGGUAAUUUGCUCAACGUUAAGAAACACGCUUAGGGCUAGCAGAUAAGAGAAUGUUGGAUAAGGGUCCCUUUUACACGAAAGCAAUGUCACAUAUUUGAAGAACAUAAAUUGAAAUGCUAGUAUGGAAAUUAUUACACAUGUUCAAAUGGCCGGCAUCUGGCAUCUUUUUCUUUUUUACACUUGCAUGUUUUGGACUUUCAGCAUCAUCAAAGACACAAGUGUGGCUAUAAGGAGUGAAAAGGAUUCUUUUUGUUAAAAAUUGGGAAAAAAUGCUUUGGUCAAAGACUUGUGCUUGUUAAUAAAUCAUCUUUUUGAGACACAUA